UCUAAAGACACCCUUCGUUAAGUAACCCUGUAACUCUCUCCAUACCUCACACGCACCCGAUUCGUGCUUUCCCUUUUCAUUUCAGUGAUUUCUCUUCCCUUUCUCCAUCUUCAGUUCACCCACGCACAAAACAAGACAAAAAAAAACCCACAGAAGAAUCUUCCACUUCGCGAGAGAAAGAGCGAGCGCUCUGCGUAACGCCCUGGGCAUCUCCGAAUCCGGAUCCGAUCUCUCUCCACACGAACCGUUUACGACUUUUCUAGAUCUGAUUGAGUGGCUUUUUUUUUGCUGGUAUUGAAAAUGAGGACGCCCAUGAUCUGUUGGGCUUUCCUUCUUCUGGUUUUGUUUGGCAAAGCAUGCAAUGGGUUUUAUUUGCCUGGUAGCUAUAUGCACACGUAUUCAACCGGGGAUGAAAUCGUUGCCAAAGUUAACUCCUUAACUUCUAUUGAAACCGAGCUUCCUUUUAGCUACUACAGUCUCCCUUAUUGCCAACCCCAUGGUGGAAUAAAAAAAAGUGCUGAGAAUCUUGGGGAGCUUCUUAUGGGAGAUCAGAUCGAUAACUCUCCUUACAGGUUUAGAAUGAAUGUGAAUGAGUCUGUUUACCUUUGCACUACCAAGCCUUUGAGUGAGCAUGAGGUUAAGCUUCUGAAGCAGAGAACACGUGAUCUAUAUCAAGUGAACAUGAUUUUGGAUAAUUUGCCUGUGAUGAGGUAUGCCAAGCAAAAUGGAAUUGACAUUCAGUGGACCGGUUUCCCUGUUGGGUAUACACCACAAAAUAGUAAUGAUGAUUAUAUAAUCAAUCACCUCAAGUUCACUGUGUUGGUUCAUGAGUAUGAAGGGAGUGGUGUUGAGGUUAUUGGUACUGGGGAAGAAGGCAUGGGUAUGAUUUCUGAAUCUGAUAAGAAGAAGGCAUCUGGUUUCGAGAUUGUUGGUUUUGUGGUUGUGCCUUGCAGUGUUAAGUAUGAUCCUGAAGUGAUGACAAAGCACCAUAUCUAUGACAACAUCUCACUUGUGGACUGCCCCUCGGAUCUCGACAAGUCUCAGAUCAUAAGGGAGCAAGAGAGGAUAUCCUUCACCUACGUGGUUGAAUUUGUGAAAAGUGACAUUAGAUGGCCAUCUCGUUGGGAUGCGUACUUGAAGAUGGAAGGUGCUCGCGUUCACUGGUUCUCAAUCCUGAACUCACUCAUGGUGAUCUUUUUCCUGGCUGGUAUUGUUUUCGUCAUCUUCUUAAGGACUGUGAGAAGGGAUUUGACUAGGUACGAGGAACUAGACAAAGAAGCUCAAGCACAGAUGAAUGAGGAGCUUUCUGGAUGGAAGCUUGUUGUCGGUGAUGUGUUCAGAGAACCAGAUUGCCCAAAGCUUCUCUGUGUGAUGGUUGGAGAUGGUGUUCAAAUUACAGGGAUGGCAGUAGUUACUAUUGUUUUUGCAGCCUUUGGUUUCAUGUCGCCAGCUUCACGAGGAAUGCUGCUGACAGGGAUGAUUCUUCUGUAUCUUUUCCUAGGUACUGCUGCAGGCUAUGCUGCAGUACGCAUGUGGAGAACCAUCAAAGGAACUUCAGAAGGAUGGAGGUCCAUCUCUUGGUCAGUUGCGUCCUUCUUCCCUGGGAUUGUCUUUGUUAUCCUAACAAUUUUGAAUUUCAUUCUCUGGGGAAGCCAUAGUACUGGUGCUAUUCCUAUUUCCUUGUAUUUUGUCCUUUUGUCCCUCUGGUUCUGCAUUUCAGUGCCACUCACUCUCUUGGGAGGAUUCAUGGGGACACGAGCUGAGGCAAUUCAAUACCCAGUGAGAACAAACCAGAUACCAAGAGAAAUUCCUGCACGUAAAUUGCCAUCAUGGGUGCUUGUCCUGGGUGCCGGAACCCUUCCCUUUGGGACCCUUUUCAUUGAACUGUUUUUUAUUCUCUCAAGCAUCUGGCUUGGACGGUUUUAUUAUGUAUUCGGUUUCUUGCUGAUAGUUCUGCUGCUCCUGGUUAUUGUCUGUGCUGAAGUGUCUGUGGUUCUUACCUACAUGCAUCUUUGUGUGGAGGAUUGGCGGUGGUGGUGGAAGGCUUUCUUUGCUUCUGGUUCAGUUUCAAUCUUUGUCUUUCUGUACUCCAUCAAUUACCUGGUCUUUGACCUACAGAGUUUGAGUGGACCCGUGUCAGCCAUACUCUAUCUGGGCUAUUCACUGAUCAUGGCAAUUGCAAUCAUGUUGUCUACUGGCACCAUUGGUCUCCUUACAUCGUUCUACUUUGUGCAUUACCUUUUCUCAUCUGUAAAGAUAGACUAAAACGUUGCCAUUGGUGUCUGCUCCAUAGUAUGAGGAAAUUCUCUUGGUUCACAUCUUUCGCACGUGCUAAAUUCUAGCUGAUCAACUUGUGCUGUAUUAAAGACUCGGAUGAUAUCCUGAAUCCAUCAAGGCCUGUUAUAUUACAUACGUUUUUUCCAGGUUAGAAGACAUGAUAGUAGUUUGCAGCUUCAUUUGGGGCGCGUAAAAUGUUUUGAUCAUUUCCGUUGCUCUAGAAAUGUUGUAGUGUUGAUUUACUUUGUUGUAUCCUUUUCUUUUUGAUAAAAGAAGUGCAUAUGGCAGGCAAUGCAAUUCCUUAAAA
Populus trichocarpa (black cottonwood) is the source of this 2584-nucleotide messenger RNA. RefSeq names its product transmembrane 9 superfamily member 12. Lineage: Eukaryota; Viridiplantae; Streptophyta; Magnoliopsida; Malpighiales; Salicaceae. Gene Ontology annotation, biological process: protein localization to membrane. The record is from RefSeq and is a predicted model, not a curated record. Gene Ontology annotation, cellular component: membrane. The transcript is spliced from 2 exons. The coding region runs from base 301 to 2265 and encodes 654 amino acids.